CCACCCGGCCCCGGCCCCGGUGGCCGCGGUGGCCCCGGUGGCUCCGCCGGCGGCGGCCCCGGGAUGGUGGCGGCUCCUCCCGCCGCCGCCGCCGCCAUGCGCCGCGGGUUCCUGGUGCCCGAGAUCCGCCCGCUCGAUCAGUACGACGGGGCCCGGGCCCGCAGCGCCGCCAGCCUGGCCUGGGCCAUCGCCACCGGCUACGGCGGCGCCGCCAACGUCCCCGAGGAGCUGCGGGACCCCUUUUACACGGACCAGUACUCCCAGGAGCACCUGAAGCCGCCGGUGGAGCGCCUCCUGCUGGCCGCCGACAUCUACUGCAGGGCGUGGCGCCACGCCCUGGCCACGCCCCUCCAGGCCACGCCCCCUCAGGCCACGCCCAUUCAGGCCACGCCCCCUCAGGCCACGCCCCCUCCCCGGGAUUUGGGGGCGCUGCUGGAGGCGCUGGAGGGGAGGGGGAUCCCCCCGACACUUCAGGGGGUCCCGGUCAGGGCUGAGGAGCUGCAGCAGAGACCCAUCAGCAUGGGCGCCCACCUGGCGCUGAUCGAUUCCCUCAUGACCGCCUUCGUCACCGAGGCCACCCGAAAUUUGGGGUCCCCCCCCGGAGCCCCCCCGGGACCCCAAAAUUGGGAACCCAAAAUUUUGGCCUGGUUGGAAACGGUGAAUCGGAAGCUGCAGGAAAGCACCGAACAGGACACGGGGGGGACACCCCAAAAUUUGGGGAACCCCCAAAAUUCGGUCGGUGGUGAAACGGCGACGGCGGGAGGGAACAAGUGUCCCACCCGCUGGUACUGGAAGUUGGUGCCCCACGCCAUCGCCUUCUGUUUGAAAGAAUCGGGGAAUAAACCUCCGGUGAUUCGGUACCGGAAGGACAAAGGAGCCGCUCCGGCGCCCCCCCCAUUCCCUCCCGUGAGGGGACUGCAAGAUUUGGCCAGCGGGGGGGUCCUGGCGGCCGCCAUCCACUUCUACUGCCCCCAAUCCCUCCGCCUCGAGGAAAUCCGUCUCGGGGCGCCGCUGGCGCUGCCGGACCGGCUGCACAACCUGGGGCUGGUGCGCGAGUUCGGCGCGCGGCACCUGCGCACGCGCUGCCCGCUGGCCGUGGAGGACCUGCUCUACAUGGCGCCCGCCCUCAAGUUGAACGUGGGGGCUUUCCUGGCCGAGCUGUUCCUGUGCUUCGAGGUGCUGAGACCCCCGUUUGUCACCCCCCGGCAGCUGGGGGGGGGCUCAGAAUCUCCGGCUGCUGGUGAUGCCCCGAACCCCAAAAGCAGCUCCCCUGGCUUCAACUUCCGGCACCCCCUCUUGGCAGGGGGGGGGCAACCCCCAGGGCUCCUGCCCCACUCCCCCUCCCUCCCCCACGGCGACGGCUUCGGGAAGGGCUGGAGCAAGAGACCCCUGAGCCACCCCCUGUCCCAGGCCGUGUCCUUCAGCAUCCCCUUCGGGCUGGACAGCGACGUGGACAUCGUCAUGGGUAACCCCGUGGGGGUCCCGGCGGGGACCCUCGCCCGCUCCGCCAGCUCCGACAGCCUCGCCCCCCGCCCCCGCCACUGCCACCCGCCCAGUGCCACCCCUGCCACCCCCCCAGCUGUCCCCAACGGUGUCCCCGAGCCCCCCGAGCCCCCCAGCAUCGAGGAGGCUCUGCAGAUCAUCCACAGCUCCGAGCGCCUCCUCCCCGACGGAGCCCCCGACGCUUUUUUCCUCCACUCCCCGGAGCCUCCCCCUCCUCAAAACCCCCAAAAUCUUCUUGGGACCCCUCCAAACUUUUCCUCCGCCCCCCAAAAUCUUCUUGGGACCCCUCCAAAUCCUCUUGGGACCCCCCAAAACCCUCCCCAAAAUCCAUCCCGCCCCAUGACCAGCUUCGCCGAGCGCAAGAAGAAACUGGAAGAAGCCACUGGUGCCGCCCCAUCGAAUCCCCCCGGGGGUCUCGGCGUCAAUUUGGGGGGGGUCCCCACCACUCCCGGGGGUCCCCCAGAAUCGGGGGGGGGUCUCAGCGCCGAGAUGUCGCAGCUGGGAGCGCGUCUGGAGGAGAAGCGCCGCGCCAUCGAGGCGCAGAAGAAACGCAUCGAGGCCAUUUUCGCCAAGCACCGCCAGCGCUUGGGCCAGAACGCUUUGCAGCGCCUCCGCCACGACGAGGAGGGGUCUCCCCCCGCCCUUCCCGAGGAGGAAUUGAGUCUGGGGGCUCCCCAAAAACCACCUCCAGCCCCUCCGGGGCAAUACGAAGCGGCGGUGGCCAGGCUGAGCGCGGCGCUGAGCUCGUUGCAGCUGGACAUGCAACGCUUGACGCAGCAGCAGGAGCGGCUGCUGCUGGAGCAGAGACCCCACGGAGCCCCCCAAGCUUGGGUGAUCCCCCUCCCCAAAUCCACCAAAACCCCCUCGGCGACCCCAAAAAACACCCCGGGAUCGCCGGCGCCCGCCAGGAGAGGAGGAGGAGGAAGCAGCAGCGGCAACAAUGCAGGAAAUGCGACGGGAGGAGGAGGAGGAGGAGGAGGAGGAGGAAGCACGGGUCCUGUCGCCACAGGGGGGUCUCGGAAGCCCCCUCCCCGCAGCCCCAGGAGACCCCGGCCCGCCGAGCUGCGGCUGCCGCCCCUGACGCGGGUGCUGACCCCUCCCCACGACGUGGACACGCUGCCCCACCUGCGGCGCUUCUCGCCCAGCCAGGUGCCCGUGCAGACCCGCAGCUCGCUGCGCUUUGCCGACGGGCAGGAGGAGCAUGAGGAGGUGGAGAUUUGGGUCAGAUUCGGGUCAGAUUCGGGUCAGAUGCAGACCCGCAGCUCGCUGCGCUUCGCCAACGGGCAGGAGGAGCAUGAGGAGACCCGCAGCUCGCUGCGCUUUGCCGACGGGCAGGAGGAGCAGAGCCGGGAGGAGGAGAUGCAGACCCACAGCUCGCUGCGCUUCGCCGAUGGGCAGGAGGAGCAUGAGGAGGUGGAGAUGCAGACCCACAGCUCGCUGCGCUUCGCCGACGGCCAGGAGGAGCAUGAGGAGGUGGAGUGCCACCCCGUGUCCCCUCCCCACAGGACCCCCCUCCGCCCCCCGAGUCGCCGCCGGUGCCCGGCCGGGGGGGGGCUGCGCGCCCGCGCCUGCGGCGAUGGCACCAGCGACGCGUCCCUGUCCCCCGGCGAGGGUGGCACGGGUGGCACGGGUGGCACACGGAGCGGGCACCACCCCGAGGAGGAGGAGGAGGAGGAGGAGGAGGAGGAGGAGGAAGGAGAAGGGGAUUCGCUGGAGGGGUCCCCAAGUGAAGCGGGAAAUGGGGGAGCCCGACCCAGUGUGGGGUUCUUCUGUCAGCUCGAUGACACCGACCCCUCCCCCCCCCGCCGCGCCCCUCCCCCACUGCGGCAGCGCCGCCUGUGGGGGGCGGGGCAGGAGCAGCCCCCGGAGCGCCCCCCCUCGGAGCCCCCCCAGCCGCCCCCCGGCCCGGAGAAGGAAUUUGGGGAGGGGUCUCGGCGGGGGGAGUUCACGCGCUUGGAGUACGAGCGGCGGCAGCAGCUGAAGCUGAUGGAGGAGCUGGAGAAGGUCCUGAGACCCCCCCGCGGGACCCCCGCCCCAAAAUCGGGGGGGGGCAACACUCGGGGACCCCCCCCCCGCGACCCCCAAAUUAGGGGAGGGGGCUCGGGGAGACCCCGGCCCCGCUGCUGCGACGACUCCGCCCUGGGGAGGAGCCCCCCCAAGGGGCUGCUGGGCUCGCGCCUCUCCAAGGUCUAUUCCCAGAGUUCGCUCUCCCUGUCCAGCGUGGCCGAACCGGGCGGGGGGCGCAGCCACAGCCGGGCCGGGUCCCCCAACAGAGCGCCCCCCCCUGGCCGGGAGUGGGAGCACGACCCCAACCCCCCCUCGCCGGGGCCGGAGUACACGGGUCCGAGGCUGUACAAGGAGCCCACGGCUCGAUCCAACCGGCCGCUGAUCCAGAACGCGCUGGCGCACUGCGUGCUGGCCGGGACCCCCAACGCCCCCCUGAGGGCCAAGGUGCUGCAGGAGAUGGAGCAGAGCUCAGCGCAGCAGCUGCUGAUCCUGUUCCGGGACGGGGGCUGCCAAUUUCGGGGCGUUUACGCUUUGGGGGGGAUCCCCCCGACCCUAAAACGCCCCGAAAUUCCCCCCAAAAGUCCCAUAAAUCCCCUAAAAAAACCCCCCAAAACUCUGUUUUUUCCCUUUCAGGAGAUGGAGCAGAGCUCAGCGCAGCAGCUGCUGAUCCUGUUCCGGGACGGGGGCUGCCAAUUUCGGGGCGUUUACGCUUUGGGGGGGAUCCCCCCGACCCUAAAACGCCUUUCGGGGUCGGGGCCCCGCAGCGUCCCCCUGCCCAUGGUCGAGGCGCUCUACAAGUACCAGUCGGACCAGCGGCGCUUCUGCCGCCUCCCGGCGCGCACCAUGAGCGGCAGCGUGGACGCCUUCACCAUCCCCGGCCACCUCUGGCACCCCAAAAAACCGGGAACCCCAAAAUAAAAUCCUAAAAACCCCAAAAACGGGGCUGACCCCAAAAAACAUCCCGUUUGUGCACUUUGUGUCAUAUUAAUGGAGAUACUUGGGAUGUUUGGGGAUGUUUGGGAACAUUUGGGGACAUUUGGGGACAUUAUGGGGACGCCUUCACCAUCCCCGGCCACCUCUGGCACCCCAAAAAACCGGGAACCCCAAAAUAAAAACCCCAAAAACCCCAAAAACGGGGCUGACCCCAAAAA
Molecule: messenger RNA, 4661 nt
Organism: Taeniopygia guttata (zebra finch)
Lineage: Eukaryota; Metazoa; Chordata; Aves; Passeriformes; Estrildidae
Source: RefSeq, a predicted model, not a curated record